AAGGGGGAAUGUUGCUCUGGCUAAUGCCCCUACUAAAGAACUACUUGCCACGUAAAUCGCCCCUUCUCUCUUAUCUACCAUUGAAGACUAGACAUCCACAAAGGUGGGAGGGCUUUUGAGCAUUGUUGUUUAUUUGGAAUGAGCAGCUGUUGAAGUUCCCUCCACUGAAGAUCAUGAAGCGAUGUCAGAGAGUCUCCGUCCUCAUGCUCCUGUGCUUUCUGAUUCACAUUCAAGGUCAAGAUGACUUUGAUCUAGCAGAUGCACUUGAUAAUGACGAGGACAUCACAAAGAAACCUAAUCCAGUUACCAAGAAACCAGGAUCAGAUAUCUACCCCAAACCCAAACCACCCUAUCAUCCUCAACCUGGAUCCUAUGACAAUGCUGGAGGUAACAUUAAUGAUUUAGAUUUGGAUGAUGGACGCUACCCACCCAAGCCCAGACCCCCAGCAGGUGGAGGAGGAUAUUCAAAUUAUGGAAACACACACGGUGAUUCAAUAGCUAGAAUUGUUUCUCCCAUUGUUUCUGUGGUUGUAGUAUCACUUGUUGGAGCAGCAACCAGCUAUUUUGCUUACAACCGGAGGAGAAAUUGCUGCCGAUCAAAUGAGACAGAGAAUGUCUGAAAGAGGCAGGAAUCUGCAAUGACUUUCACAUGAACUCGACUAGAACAUUUAUCAAGUUUGUUAUAUAGAUGUAUGUGUGUGUGUAAUUGCGACC
Dromiciops gliroides (monito del monte) is the source of this 714-nucleotide messenger RNA. It is a transcript of the gene XG, whose product is annotated as Xg glycoprotein (Xg blood group). The transcript has 8 exons. Bases 174 to 620 code for a protein of 148 amino acids. The record is from RefSeq and is a predicted model, not a curated record. Gene Ontology annotation, biological process: T cell extravasation; homotypic cell-cell adhesion; positive regulation of neutrophil extravasation. NCBI's taxonomy places the organism in Eukaryota, Metazoa, Chordata, Mammalia, Microbiotheria, Microbiotheriidae.